Helobdella robusta is the source of this 363-nucleotide messenger RNA. RefSeq lists its product as hypothetical. Gene Ontology annotation, biological process: regulation of heme biosynthetic process. The transcript is spliced from 3 exons. Bases 1 to 363 code for a protein of 120 amino acids. Gene Ontology annotation, cellular component: mitochondrial membrane. Lineage: Eukaryota; Metazoa; Annelida; Clitellata; Rhynchobdellida; Glossiphoniidae. The record is from RefSeq and is a predicted model, not a curated record.
AUGGACUUCAUCUCAUUUGGUUAUGCAUUGGUGAUUGCUGCAGGAGGCAUUUAUGGAUAUGUCAAAGCAGGCAGUGUGGCUUCACUUGUUUCUGGAUUGUUGUUUGGAGGCCUGUCUGCUUGUGGUGCACUCAUGACAUCUAAUAAUCCGGCUAAUUGCACUCUACUUUUUGGAACAUGUUUAGCUCUGGGUUCAUUGAUGUCCUACCGAACUUUUAAAUCUGGAAAGUUCAUGCCCGCUGGCGUUGUUGCUUCACUAAGGUUGGCUGAAUUUUUAUACGGUCCUCGCUCAGCUUAUUUGAAUUUUUAUUCUUUGGCAAGGGAUUCGCUAGCUAACUGUUCAAUAAAUAAAUGUUUCAAAUAA